Molecule: messenger RNA, 1851 nt
Organism: Pimephales promelas (fathead minnow)
Lineage: Eukaryota; Metazoa; Chordata; Actinopteri; Cypriniformes; Leuciscidae
Product: transmembrane protein 272
Source: RefSeq, a predicted model, not a curated record
UCCAAAGGGUAAAAAACUGUCAGUUUUAGCUGGUAGAUAAAACUGUGUAUCGUCAGCAUGGUAGGAAUUUAUAUACUUCUUAAAAAUGGCACCCAAUGGUAGCAUAUGGAGUGAAAAGAGAAGAGAGCCUUGAAUGGACAAACUGCUGCUCAUUGAGAAGGUUCUGUCUUUGAGGUAAGAGGCCAACCUGCAAGGCAUCAAUGGUUCCAGCAUAAUGCUUGUCAUGUUUGUCAUUUUAUUCACACAGCAAGAACCAGUUUAUCCUGAAAUGUUACAGCUGCAAAAGAAAGAAAAAAAAAGGAAAAGAAUGUUGAAACCUUUAUAUAUAAAAGUAUAAAAUCCCAUGAAGAAUCAUUUCAGGCUGUUUCUAAUCCCGGAGUGUGUCAGGUAAAGACUUCCCAGAACCAGAACUUCAGGAACCAUGGAUCCAAAGCAAAUGUGGAAUUACGUGAAAUCUCCUCCGAAAGCUAGUACAGCUUGCCUUGUGAUUUCAAAACUACUCUUACUGGGUAUUCCCAUUGCUCAGAUUGCAAUAGGUGCCGUUUACCUCAAAGACUGCCCCCAGCAGCACUAUAUCCCAGUGUAUGUGCUGGUUUGUGGAGUGUUUAGUAUGUUUCUGGCCUUGCUGUCUUGUCUUCCCUGCUCCAGGGAGACGGAGGAGGGAGAUCGUUUUUGGCUCAGCCUCAUCUGCAACGUGUGGAACGCUCUGGUUGCUCUCUUCUUGUUCUGCUGGCUGAUCAGUGGCAGUGUGUGGAUUUACUCUAUUUACCCUCCUAACUACAACCAAACCAUGGGUGGAGAUCCCUACUGUAAUAAGACCCUCUACUUGUUUGCAUUCUGGACCACCACUCUGGGAUACAUUCUGUUAGCUGUGGCGCUGUUGCUCGGAUGCUGUUUUCUUAUCUGUGCUUGCAUUUGUGCAAUAGCAAAAGAUUAGCGAAAGCUCUGUGGGUCAUCUUAAAGGUACAGUAAUCGAUUUCUGAGAAACACUGUUGAUAUUAGAAAUUACCCCAAACAAACACCCCCCUCCCUUCAUUCGCCCGCACCCAAAAUGCAUAAACACGCAUUGUAAGAGUGGAUGUCUCUUUCUCAUAGCUGAAGCUAAGCAAAAUAAUGCUUUGCGACAGUGGCGUAGCAAGUAAGCCUUGGGCCCAAAUCUACGCCUACCCAGAUGCUAUGCUUUGAGAAAAAUUAGGCAAAGAUGACGAAUGAACAACGAGAAAGAACAUACAGUACACAAGAGUAAAUACGAGCAAGAGUUGUUUAUUAGAUCCAUACAAACAAUGACACUCAAAACUGUCCUGUUACUAUAGCUUACAUUACAACAACAGUAAAUCUUCUGUGAAACAGCAAAAGCAAUGUUACUCACAUAUGGAGAAGAAACAACACAACCUCUGCGUCCUUUUUCAGGUCUUCCCGCUUCGGUCUCUUCAGCGCUGGAAAGCUUUUCUAAUAUUAACGUGGGUCCUAAAGCUCUUGCCUGAUCAUAACCCAUCUUUUCCAGUGAUAUUCCUCUGAGCUUUUUUCUUUUGUAAUGUCUCUCAGCAUCUCUCUUUCUACAGUCUUCCUUCAAAUCUCCCUCUGAUCUCUCUCCUCCUCCAUCAUGCGUGUAAACACCCCUACUGCAAAUUGGCUCACUCUCUCCUCCCCCAUCAUGAGUGGACACGCCCCCUACUGCAGAUUGGCUCACUCUCUCCUCCCCCAUCAUGAGUGGACACGCCCCCUACUGCUGAUUGGCUCUCUCUCCCCUAUCACAAGUGGACACAUCCCAUACUGCUAAUUGGCUCACUCUCUCCUCCCCCAUCAUGAGUGGACACGUCCCAUACUGCUGAUUGGCCUACUCUCUCUCCU